AUGGGAGAUAAAAAGAAAAAGGGAGAUCAAGUAGAAGAUUUCUCAACAGAAUAAUUAAAUAAAUUAUACCGAAAGCGAUGUGAAAUUAAUGGAGUUCCUCUUUGCAAAAUAUUUAAAGAGAGAUUAGAAGCAGUUUGUUCAGAAGGAGAACAUUUAUAAAAUGUAAAACUGUGGGAAGAAAUGGGGCCUGUUGGUGUAAGAGCUAUGAUGGAAUCAUUUACUGAAAUAGGCUAUAAACAUCUAAAACAAUUAAGAUUAUGGAGAGUGAAAUGUUAAGAUGAAGGAGUCAGAACAAUAUGCAUAUAUAUUGAUAAAGUUAGAUUGUUGGAAGUUUUAGAUCUUUUAGAUAAUUAAAUUGGUGUAUUAGGUAAUUUUAAUAAUAAUUUUAGGAUGUAAGUUUUUAGCUGAUAUACUACAUCCAAAGUGUGAAAAUAAAUUAGUAAAACUGAAAUUGGAUCAUAAUCAAAUAGGCUCAGAAGGUUUGGCUGAACUCACUAAAGGGCUAUCUAUGAAUAAUACAUUAGAAAGUUUGGCCUUGAAUUAUUGUGGAAUAGAAGCAGAUGGAGCUAGAUAUCUUUAGGACAUAUUAGCAAAUGUUAAUAGCAAAUUGUAUAAAUUAAAAUUAUGUGGAAAUCGUCUUAAAAAUGAAGGAGCAUAUGAAUUAUUUAGAGCAUUAGAAAUUAAUAAUACUUUAGAAAGAAUUAAAUUAGCAGAUAAUCAAUUUCAUUCUGAUCCUACUGAUUUAACCUUGAUUAAUAAAAUUCUUUCAACUUUCGAAUUAAACAAAACACUUGGAUAUUAUGAUCUAAAAUUCAAUUUACUUAGUGAUGAAGGUACUUAUAUUUUAAUUUUAUUUAGAUGCUACAAAAAUUAUUCCAUUGAUCGAAAAAAAUAAAUCAAUUUUUUUUAUAGAAAUAUCAGAUCAAAUUUCAAAACCUUUGACUGAUAAAUUAAAAUCACUAACAAAGAAAAGAAAACCAAAGAAGAAGAAGAAAGGCAAGAAGAAGAAAUGAAUAAAUUAUAAAAAAAUUAAUAAUA
Molecule: messenger RNA, 1038 nt
Organism: Paramecium sonneborni
Lineage: Eukaryota; Ciliophora; Oligohymenophorea; Peniculida; Parameciidae
Source: the annotation of a GenBank genome assembly